CGGUGAUUAAGUUCUCAUGAUACACACCGGACAUUUCGCGGGAUAAUUUCCAUGCAUGUCGCAAAAGUGUAAAUAAAACAUAAAAUGGGACCCAAAGCAACCCCCGCAAAGCAAAAGAACACUCUGUUUUCAUACUUCGCCAAAGGUUCCACUCCGAAAGAAUGUGAUCGGAGUUCAGGCGAUGUGCUUGCACCCAAGAAAUCUCCAAACAAAACGAAACUGGUGUCGGAUUCAGUGUCACAGAAGGCAUAUGAAGUUGGUGAUUUGCUGUGGUGUAAACUAGAGGGGUAUCCAUGGUGGCCGAGCCUCAUCUGUAACCAUCCUACUCAGAACACUCAUUUCAAAGGUGGUAAAAAUCCACAAGUACAUGUACAGUUCUUUGACAAUCCUGUCUCUAGAGCCUGGAUCAAACUAAAGAAUUGUCAUGAAUACAAGGGAUCAGAGGAUGCACAGGUUCAGAAAGGUGGAAUGUUCCACACCAACAGUGCGCCGGUUGUUAAGGGUGCAGAGGCAGCUGAUGAAGCUAUGAAACUCUCCCGAGAAGAUCGUCUUGGACUUGUUGUAGAGCUACAGCCUUCAGAUGAAGAGGAUGAAAUGGAUCUAGAUCGUAAGUCAGAAAUAUUUGAUGAUGAAAUGAGCGAUGAAGAUAACAGCAAAGAGAACAUGGAUAUAGGGGAAGAGAAGGUGAAGAAAACACCACGCAAGUCGCCCGCUAAAGGUAGAAGGUCACAAAGAAACCGUGCCAAGAGGCGGAGAAUCAUUGUAGAGGAUGAUGAAGAUAGUGAAGCACACGACUCGGGUGAUGAAUUUAAGCCAGAUGCUGAGGAAGGGAGUGAUGACGAUGAUGAUGCUAGCAGUGGUGUUGAUGAAGAUGAUGUUUCAUCAGAUGAUGCUUCUGAACCAGAUUCUCCAAUGAAGCUACCUCAGAAGCGAAAAAGACCAGCACCAAAACCUGCAUGGGGACCAAAGUCUGCAAGAAAAUCUGCACCAAAGUCGGUUCAGAAAGCAUUGUCAGGCUUCUCUAAAGAUAACAGUCCGGAUAAAUCCCCACCAAAAGGCAGCAGUUUAAAAUCGGAAGUGGCAUCUCCAAAAGUUAGUGAUGUUACGAAAUCAAAGCUUGCCGCAUUCUCAGCAAGUGACUCUGUUGGACAGAAUGGUGACAGUGCAGAAGACAAAAUAGUUUACCAGCACUGUAAAUAUGAAUGGUUACAACCAGAUAAAAUCAAAGAUGGCAAUAAGCGUUUGAAGACAGAUGAGGGAUAUGAUCCUAGAACAUUGUAUAUACCCGAAAGUGAGAAGUCUAAAUUCACACCUGCAAUGAGGCAGUGGUGGGAGAUAAAGUCACACCAUUUUGAUACUGUGUUAUUUUUCAAGAUGGGAAAAUUUUAUGAGUUGUUUCACAUGGAUGCCACAAUAGCUGUCAAUGAACUUGGACUUAUUUACAUGAAGGGUGAUUAUGCUCAUUCAGGAUUUCCAGAGAUUGCGUAUGGACGUUACGCAGACACGUUGGUACAGCGAGGGUAUAAAGUUGCCAGAAUAGAACAAACCGAGACACCGGAUAUGAUGAAUGAGAGGUGUAAAAAUUUGAGCAAGCCGAGCAAGUUUGAUAAAGUUGUAAAACGAGAGGUGUGUAGGAUAACAACAAAGGGGACUAAAACUUUCAGCUUCCUGUCAGGAGAAUGUGCUGACUCACAGAGUACAUAUCUAAUGGCUAUUGCAGAGAAGGAGAUGGAAGCUGACAGUUGCAGUACUUAUGGUGUCUGUUUUGUUGAUACAUCGAUAGGGAAAUUUCAUAUAGGCCAGUUUCUGGAUGACAGGCAUAGUUCUAGAUUACGAACACUGCUUGCACACUACCCACCAGUCCAGAUACUUUACGAGAAAGGUCAUCUGUCUCCUCGCACGCUACAAGUGAUUAACAACAAUUUAACAUCUGUGAUGAAAGAAGCAUUGACACCAAAAACUGAAUUCUGGGAAAGUAGUAAAACGCUGCGUGUUUUAUCUGAAGAAACUUAUUUCAAGCAAGAGGAAAGUAGCGAUGUGGAGUGGCCAGAGGUUCUGAAAGCUAUGAUGGCUGAUAGUGAUGCCCUUGGUCGUACAGCAUCAGAAGAAUACAGUCUGGCUGUCAGCUCACUAGGAGCUCUCACUUGGUAUUUACAGUACUCUCUCUUAGACGAGGAAUUGCUGUCCAUGAAAACCUUUGAAAAAUAUGAGCCACUGGAUAACCUUAAAACAGCUGACAAAUCUUGCAAAACCAGUUUUGACUUUGGUACAAAACAUAUGGUUUUAGAUGGAGUAUCAUUGUCUAAUUUGGACGUGACAGAAAACAGCAGUUCAGGCACGUUAGAGGGCACUCUCCUGGAACGACUGGACCAGUGCUACACUCCAUUUGGGAAGCGUUUGUUCAGGCAGUGGUUAUGUGCUCCGCUCUGUAAUCCAGCAUCAAUCAAUGACAGACUGGAUGCUGUUGAAGAUCUGAUUGGUUGUCAGGAUGUGGUCGCUGAAGUUGUUGAAAAAAUGAAAAAAUUACCUGACCUGGAAAGAUUAUUAAGCAGGAUUCACACACUUGGUACAGCAAAGAGCAAAAAGCAUCCUGAUGGUAGAGCUAUAUUGUACGAGGAGGUCACAUACAGUAAAAGGAAGAUAGAAGACUUCUUGGCAACCUUAGAUGGUUUUAAAGUGGCUGCAAAAAUAGCACAGAAAUUCGGGAAUGCCGUGGCAAACUUCAAAGCACAACUUCUUUCAAAAACUUUGGGCAUCGAAGGAAAAAGUGAAGGUGGCUUAUUUCCAGAUCUAGCUGAUGAACUGAAGUUCUUUGAUCAUGCUUUUGAUCACAACAAGGCAAAGAAAGAUGGAGUCAUUGUACCCAGUAAAGGAGUAGAUCCAGAUUAUGAUAAAGCCACUCGAGAUAUAGAAUCAACACAGAGUAGUCUACAGCAGUAUCUCGAUAAACAAAAAACUAGGUUAGGAUGUAGGUCGAUAGUAUACUGGGGAACAGGAAAGAAUCGUUACCAGAUGGAAAUUCCAGAGAGUGCAGUACGGAAUGUGCCAAAUGAGUUUCAGCUGAUGUCAUCAAAGAAGGGAGCUAAAAGGUUCAGAACAACUGAUAUAGAAGAGAUGUUAGCGGAACUGGUUGAUGCUGAGGAAAGGAAAGACGCAGCACUGAAGGAUGUGAUGAGAAGAAUUUUUCAUAAUUUUGAUAAACGGUAUAAAAUGUGGGAUACUGCAGUGCAGUGUAUGUCCGUGUUGGAUGUGUUAUUGUCGAUGGCUCAGUACAGUCGGUGUGCUGAUGGAGUGGUUUGCAGGCCAGAGAUAGUUGUACCAGAUGAUGACCAACAGCCCUUCCUUGAGAUACGCGAUGCGAGACAUCCUUGUGUUUGCCGGACCUUUACUGGAGGCGAUUUUAUACCUAAUGAUACAGUCAUAGGAAUAAAAGAUGAAAAUGAAAAUGACGCUGAUGACGGCCAUGGGAACAGUCAGGUUGUCUUGGUAACAGGACCAAACAUGGGAGGUAAAUCUACAUUGAUGAGACAAGUUGGCUUGGUGGUUAUUAUGGCACAGAUGGGUUGUUAUGUACCAGCAGAGAAGUGUAGGUUAACACCAGUAGACAGGGUAUUUACACGGCUUGGUGCCAGUGACAGAAUCAUGGCUGGUGAGAGCACAUUCUUUGUAGAACUCAGUGAGACGUCAGCCAUACUUCAACAUGCAACACGGCAUUCUCUUGUCCUUGUAGAUGAACUUGGACGAGGUACUGCGACUUAUGAUGGUACAGCUAUAGCCUGUGCAGUAGUUCAGGAACUGUCGAGGAAUGUCACAUGUAGAACUUUGUUCUCCACACACUACCACAGUCUCGUUGAGGAAUUCUCACAUGACCCAAACAUUCGGCUCGGACAUAUGGCAUGUAUGGUUGAGAAUGAGGAUGAAGAGGACCCCACACAGGAGACGAUCACAUUUCUGUACAAGUUCACCUCAGGGGCGUGUCCUAAAAGUUAUGGUUUCAAUGCUGCCAGGCUGGCUAAUCUACCAGAAGAGGUGAUCAAAGUGGCUGUUCAAAAAGCAAAGGAGUUUGAAUCUUCAGUGGAUACUAUUAGGUGCUUCAGGAACUUGUGGAAAGACAGCACAAAAGAGAAACUCCAGGCCAUACAGACACCUGCGUGAUCGAAUAAAGGAGGGGGGAAAAGGUCCUGCGUGAAGAUUGUACCAUGACACAUAAUAGUUACCACUGCCAUUUUGUGUUGCAAGAAUGCAAACUUUAUAUACAUACUGCAUUUUAUAAAGGUUGACAUACUGAACAUUGAUGUAUGUUAAGGAACCAGGAUUGGUGCACUAAACUUAGUUUUCUUAAUAAAGGCUGCUGCGAGUACUUGUUUUAAGCAUGUAUAUUUACACAUUGAAUGUGUUUCUGGAAUGUAUAAAUGAUGGAGGUUAAAAGUAAAGUUUUUGUAGAGUUGCCAUGCACGCUAGCAGCCUUACAUAUCAUAUAAAGACAAAAUCAACUGAUUAUGUGAUUCUGGGGAGAUAUAUUGAAUUUGUCUUGUCUGUCUCUGUCCUGUCUGUCACAAGUUUGUACAAACUACUCCUGUGUAACUACUGGUUGGCUUUCAACCCAACUUAUUAGGGAUGCUCAGUAUCAUGGCUAAUUAUGCAUACUGUUAUUUUUGAAACAGUGCAUUUUGGUUUAGAUGCCGGUUUUGCUACUGCUAUCUGCUUCUAGAUUAAUAGCAUGAUACACUUUGACCCCCAAAAAGUUAAUAAAGGGAGGUAAUGUAAUUACAAAACAUUAAAAUUAUUAAUAGUAGUGAGUUCCGAGUCAAAUUGUCUUUUCAUAAAUAUUAAAAACUGCAGGAAAAUCUUAUGAGAUGAAGGAGACUUAUAUUUUUGUUUAGUUAAAUUUAAAAUUACAUUUGUGUUCAACUCAAAGAGAACUUAAUUUACUGUUGAAGGACAGUUUUCAAUGUUGUUUUGAACUAUGUAGUUAUACUGGAGCCUUCCGGUCCCAUAAAUAAUAAAUCUCCCUAGUGAGGUAUAGUGUCAUGGCUAGUUUUGUGUACUUGUCAGUAUUUUCCUGUUGAAUGAGUUAUGGUUCUCUUAAGGCUGACAGCAUACUUAACCUUUCGUCUGCUGGCAGUAAACGAUUUUUCCUUUGCGACCAAUGCAAACCAAGACCAGCCUGCACGGAUUAUGGUCUGCAUUUUCAUUGAACACCCCUUCAAACAAUAAAUGGUACUAACCAAAUUGAAUGAUAGACCGAUCAGUUUUAGAAAUUUAGCAUGGUAAAGGAUCUUGUCUCCUUUGAGGUGGCAUACUGGUAUGUUUUUACAAACAGCUGUUGUUUAAUAUUGUUGAUUAGUUGAGAUUAUGUACAAUUUCGGUAAUUUCUCUUUCUAUUUUCACAAAAUGUCAAAUGGCUGGGUAUUGCUUAUCAGUUAACCCUUACCUUGCUGAAUUUCUACAAUAAACCUAUCCAUCUUUCAAUUUUGCCAGUGCCAUUUACUGUUAAAAGGGGUGCUUACCAGAAAGAUACUGAAUGGCGAACAGUGCAGUCUGAUCAUGAUGUACACUGGUCGUAAAGGCAGACUCGAUCAUGUCCAGCAACGAAAAAGUAUGGGGAGACAUGUGCUUCUACUUGAAGCAGUCUCUAGUUCUAGUUUAAGAUGCCACUGACUUCAGGAUAUAAAUUUUUCAUUCAUUACUUUCGUAUACUGUUUUCAUGAUUUCAUUUUUUUUCUUCAUCUGUCAUACCUUAAAUGCAUUUAUCAAGUUGCUUAAGAUUUUUAAUGAUAUAUCUGUGCUUUCAGUACACAAUGUGCUAUGAAUUGUUGAUUGUUUUCUGGUAUAAAAUAAAUGAUUUAUAAACA
Molecule: messenger RNA, 5855 nt
Organism: Mercenaria mercenaria
Lineage: Eukaryota; Metazoa; Mollusca; Bivalvia; Venerida; Veneridae
Product: DNA mismatch repair protein Msh6-like
Exons: 33
Coding region: 85-4155 (1356 amino acids)
Biological process (GO): mismatch repair
Cellular component (GO): MutSalpha complex; nucleus
Molecular function (GO): ATP-dependent DNA damage sensor activity; mismatched DNA binding; ATP binding
Source: RefSeq, a predicted model, not a curated record